This is a messenger RNA of Saccoglossus kowalevskii, 720 nucleotides long. RefSeq lists its product as uncharacterized. Lineage: Eukaryota; Metazoa; Hemichordata; Enteropneusta; Harrimaniidae. The record is from RefSeq and is a predicted model, not a curated record.
AUGCAACCUAUGCGGAUGCUUUUUCACACCGACUGCGACCCGGAGCCGACGGGUGAAUGGUGGGACGAAGCCAAAAUGAUACCCAUUUUGGAAGUUGUAAACCACGAAACGCCGAAGACAAUAUUUGGAAAGACCAUCUUGAUGGGGAAUCACAAGUCCGACAUUUUACGACUCGAGGUCCUAACUCAAUAUGGUGGAAUUUAUCUCGAUUUAGAUAUCUGGGUAUUCAAGUCGACGGAUCACUUGCGGUACUACGAUUAUACAACGAACAGGGCGGGGCCAGCCAGGCUGAGCGCUGGAAUCAUAUUCACCGCAAAAGAUUCAAAGUUCUUGCGACUUUUUCACGAGUCGUACCGGGAUUUCGACAUGGAAUGUUACGCCUGUACCCCGAUAUACGGCCAAAACGAACUGGCAUUCAAGAACCAGGAACUUUUGCACGUCGAACUGUUCAAAUUCUGUAAGAAAAUGGAUGGCUUUCAGGUGUACGAUGAUCUGUAUGUUAACCCGAUGGACUGGUCUCUGCCUCGGUAUGCCAUUCAUUUCGACCACUGGGGAGUUACCAGAAACCAGCAGGAAUUUCCCAAUCCAGAGAAUAUUAAAACUAUGGACAACGCUGCUGGAGAAGUUGCUAGGUACAUUUAUUAUGGAUCGAGGCGCAAAUUAACUCCCGACAGUUCCAUACCGCCCUGGUACAAACAAUCACAGGACAUUUACAACUAA